Molecule: messenger RNA, 2751 nt
Organism: Acinonyx jubatus (cheetah)
Lineage: Eukaryota; Metazoa; Chordata; Mammalia; Carnivora; Felidae
Exons: 6
Coding region: 16-906 (296 amino acids)
Biological process (GO): exocytosis; vesicle fusion
Cellular component (GO): membrane; SNARE complex
Molecular function (GO): SNAP receptor activity; SNARE binding
Source: RefSeq, a predicted model, not a curated record
GGCUCUCACCAAAAGAUGUUGAGGAUAACGACGAAGGAGAAACUUUUCACUCACCCAAAGCCCGCUUUUUACGAAACCCCGCCCCCGUCUCCUCAUAGGCUCUGCCCAGACCAGGGACGGCCCCCCACCCUCCUCGCCAAUCGAUCGCUCCUCGCGCCUGCGCAAGCACCGCCCAGAUCCCCGCCCCAGGUACGGCCCCGAGGCUGUGUCGGGCGGUUAGGUGAGGCGGGAGGUUUUUUUUUUUUAACUGGCCCGCCCGCCAUGACGAUCACCUACAGCUGUAUUGCUAAUGGCCGAGCGGUCCUAGCGGAGCUGUCCCUGACCGGCGGCUCCUAUCAGGAAGCAGCGGCAACAGUGCUUCGACUGGUGCUUCUUAGAGCUGAGCCAAAGACCAUAAUGCAGAUGGGAAGCUUUGUCUACCAUACUCUCUUUAUUGAUGGAAUCACUUACCUAUGUGCCACAGACAAUGCCUUGGAUACUAUAACACCAUCUGCAUUUCUUAAAAACGUUAGCGACACUUUUCUGAGAAAUCCUUUGAUGUCACAAGAACAUUUUUCUCCUUCAAAUGCAGUUGCUGCAGAUUUUCAACAAGUAUUAGGGAAGUAUAUGAUGCAAUACAAUAAAAAUCAAGGUGAUAGCUCAAUAUCUACACUGAGGAGCCAAGUAACUGAAGUAAAAAAUAUUAUGUCCAAAAAUAUUGAUGAAAUUUUGGAAAAUGAAGAAAGAUUGAAUAUCUUCACUGAUAAAACCGAUGAUCUCCAAACAACUGCCAAAGAGUCCCAAAAAACAAGAAAGAUUCUCAGGAGGAUAUGGUGGAAACACUUCAGAAAGAUUAUAAUCAUCACCGUGGUAAUUCUCCUCUCAAUCAUCAUCAUUCUUUUAAGUACAAAUGUAAUACCAACCUGACCCUGACCCUUUUUCUCCCCAUCCCCAGCAGUUACCAAUAAAUUGUGUGUAAAUAGAGAGUUCUACAAUCAACAAUUAUGAAAUAGCAUUCCCCAGUGGUGGGAAGACUGAAGGAAGAGGGUUUUGGAAGUUUUUCCUUGUCCUUGUAGUGUGCUUUAUUAAUUUUCGUACCUCUUCCAUUUCUGUAAUGCUGCCAGUUUUUUCCCCACUGCUCCAGCUACUUCCCCAGCCUCUCUGCCCUUUGUUAAGAUUAAAAGCACAAACCCUGGAAUCAGACCACUGAAGUUUAACUCUCCACCCUGCAAGAUACCAUCAGGUGACUUUGGACAAGUUGUUUAACCUGUGCCUGUUUCCUCAUCUGUAAAAGGGAGCUAGUAAUAAUACCACAAAGAAUUAUGUCUACCACAUAGUAAAUGCUAUUUAAGUGUUAACUAUUACUUAACAGGAAAAAAAUGAUUGCAUUUUUGGCAUUAAAUCCCUAAUAUUUUCCUUCUUACUCAGAAGAAAAAUGACUGUGAUCUCAUUAAUUCCCUUAGAAAUAGAAGUCUUGUGGUGCCUGGGUGGCUCAAUUGGUUGAGUGUCCAACUCUUGAUUUUGGCUCAGGUCAUAAUCCCAGGGUCAUGGGAUCGAGCCUGACAUUGGACUCUGUACUGAGCAUGGAACCUGCUUAAGAUUCUGUCUCUCCCUCUCUCUUUGCCCCUCCCUUGCUCUCUCUCUCUAAAAUUAAAUACAAAUAAAAAUUGACUCUUCACAUGAGUACACAGUCCAGAAAUAAACAUUCACCUCUUCCACAGAUUCUUUCAUUUGAAAUGACUACUCACACCAUUGUUUUAUACUAGACAUUUCCUUGGGUAACGAUUUUAAAAUUAGGAAGCUGUAUUGUAUCUCCAAUAAACCUGGAGAUUUCCUGUCCCAUUUUACCACCCUAAUAGCUUUCCCCCUACAUUUCACUCAAUAACCUCAAACCACUAAGAUAUCUAAUAACCAAAACAUCCAGCUUCACUUUGCAGUUGGUAACAAGGUAUCAUGAGGUGUUUCUUAAAUGGGAACUUGAGGUCUAAAGUCAGUUUUAAAAAUCACUUAGUGAUCCAUGGGGAAGAGUAAAAACAUGGGUUCCUAUCUGGUAGAUAGCUCAUUUUAAUUCUAAUGAUCAAGUAUCAGCACUUUAAAUAGACACCAAGCUUGUUAUUCCUCCAGCACAGUAUCACCUUUCCAUGCACAAAGUAUUUUUAAAGGAUUUUAAAUGUUAGAAACUUUAGAGUUUCUGUAGUUUAUGUCAGGAAAAAACAGGUGUUAUAUUGAAUAUGUACUCUGAUAUAAUGCACUAAGUGCUUUGGAGGAGGAAUGUCUCAUUAAUUUUACAAUGACAUAAAGAAGUAAAAACUAUUUUUAACGUUUAUUUAUUCUUGAGACAGAGACAGAGCAUGAACGGGGGAGGGUCAGAGAGAGGGAGACACAGAAUCUGAAACAGGCUCCAGGCUCUGAGCUGUCAGCACAGAGACCGACACGGGGCUCGAACUCAUGGACCGCAAGAUCAUGACCUGAGCCGAAGUCGGCCGCCUAACCGACUGAGCCACCCAGGCGCCCCUAUUAAGUAUAAUGUAAGGCACAUAGAAAAGUGCUGUGUAAAUAUUCGCUCAUAUUAUCUUUAUUUUGCAGAUCAGAAAAUAGCCAAGUUCAAUGACAUGUUCAAAGUCACACACCUAGAAAGCUGAGAUUUUAUGAAUUCAAGUCCUGGCUGUUGUAUAUAGGAAAUCUGUAUCUUUAACUCAGAGUAUAUUAUCUGACCCCUCAAUUGUGGUCCAGAUAAGACACAUGGGAGUAUUUUUGCUUUUUGUAGGUGGU